GAAUUCGUUUUGAUGCAGUUAGUCAAAUGAUUCGACGAAAUCAAACAAAUAUUUCAAGUGCAAUUUCAUUCUUACGUGAACUUAAUCAUACUAUUCAUAGAUAUUAUCCAGGUGUUCUAUGUAUUGCAGAAGAUUCCGAAGGUUAUCCUAAUAUUAGUAGAGCGAUGAAUUUUCAUUUAAAAUGGAAUUUUGGUUGGAGUAAUAAUGCACGAUGGAGUGAAGAUAAAAUGAUUUGUACAGUGAGUCAUGGUGAUACAGAAACAGGUCCGUUAAAUAGUAGAAAUGUUCUUUUAAAUUGUGCUUCACAUGUUCCUAAUGAACUAGAUAAAUUUGCAGAUUUAAGAAAUUUUUUUGCAUGGCAAAUAUGUUCACUAAAUCGUGGUUAUUUAAUUCAUAUGGGCGAUGAAAUUGUUCAACCAAUGUCAUGGUUUCAACGAUGUUUUCGCGGUAAAUCAAGUAUGGAUUGGUCAUUAUCAAAUUCUUCAACACUACAUGAAGGUUAUUCAUUAAUUUAUGAAUAUGCACAAAAUUUAAUUAUUGCAUAUCACCGAGGUAUUUCUAAUAAUCAUCGAAUUGUUGUUAUUCAUAAUUUUUCAAAUCAUGCUUAUACAUCUUAUGAUCUUCCAUUACCAAAAUCAGAUCCUAAUAUAGAACGUAUUCAAAAUGUACAAGAAAUAUUCAAUACAAAUCAAUUAAAAUAUGGUGGAUCCGGAACUUUUCAUAAUGAAAAAAUUGAAAUUAAUCGUAAUAAUAUGAUACUUAUUGUUGCUCUACCUCCUCUUUCAACAAUUAUAUUAGAUGAAACUUUGAUUUGA
Adineta steineri is the source of this 815-nucleotide messenger RNA. The record is from the annotation of a GenBank genome assembly. NCBI's taxonomy places the organism in Eukaryota, Metazoa, Rotifera, Eurotatoria, Adinetida, Adinetidae.